This is a messenger RNA of Huiozyma naganishii CBS 8797, 1146 nucleotides long. Its product is annotated as Ty3/Gypsy family RNase HI domain-containing protein. Gene Ontology annotation, molecular function: nucleic acid binding. The transcript has a single exon. Lineage: Eukaryota; Fungi; Ascomycota; Saccharomycetes; Saccharomycetales; Saccharomycetaceae. The record is from RefSeq and is a predicted model, not a curated record. The coding region runs from base 1 to 1146 and encodes 381 amino acids.
AUGUUUACUAACUUCAACAUAAUUAGACGCUACAUUAUGGACGCAAUAAAGCUUAAACCGUUCAACUCACAGGCACCGACGAUGAUUUUUACCGAUGCCAGCUUCGAAGGAGUUGGCGCGAUGGUUUGUCAACCAGAGACUAUCAACGGUAGUACCCAAUUACUUCCCAUUGCUUUUUACUCAAUUCGUUUUACGCCUAGACAGAAAAAUUAUGCUACAGUGGAAAGAGAACUUUGGGCUGUACUCUAUACCUUAGAGAAAGCUCGGCUCUUUUUAUUGCCUGAAAUCAUUGUAUAUGCGGACAAUACCAGUAUCGUUAGCAUAGGCAGAUCUGAAAAGCACACAACGAACAGAUUAACGAAGUAUAUUGAGCUUCUUCACGCCUACCGAAUAACCUGGAAACAUAUACCUGGUGUGAAGAAUGUGGUAGCCGACUACCUCUUUCGCGAAUGUUUGAUAGAUAAGCCUUUUCUAUCUGACCAAACUUUUGAUGAACAUGCAACAUUCGUGGAGGUAAACGCAGUUGAGACUACACCAGUAGUGGAACCUGAACCUGAUGAGGAAAACCCUGCCGCAAAAACUCAAGAUAGUGGACAAUUGGAACCUAAUUCUGACGAUAUAUCCACUGCUGAUGAUGAUUCCGAGAUCAUAUACCGACGACCGCAAGACCUGCCUUGGACCGCAGUACUUUCUCUGAAACGGAUCUUCAUGGAGAAACUUGACGUACUACGCCAACUGGCACAAGUGGUUCGUCAUUUUACAUGCAUCAGUGACACUUUGAACUACGUGGACGGUACUGUAUUGUAUUAUAUUAUCACUGACAAUGAUUACUUACAACGUGCCACAACUUUGCACAACCGAUUUCACGCGUCUCAUCGUGCAUUGAAACAAAUGAUGUUUAAAAAAAAAUGGUGGAAUCCAAAUUCAGAUCUGCUAAUGCUGGACAUCAUACGCCACUGUUCACAAUGUGAGGCUUACCAGAAGAUUCACAACCUUCCUGCGGAACUACCUCCUAUUGCUAAGGUACCAUUAUUCACGCGUUGGAAUUUUGACUUUGCCGGACCGUGCUUAUUAGAUGAGCGAGCGAAGUACUUCAUAAUUGCUGCGGAAUACGUGUCGAAACUUUGUGAUAACGGAAUCUUGUGA